AUGGCUCAACAGGAAGAAGGAUGGCCUUUUGGGCUGAAUUUAUUGAGUCCAAGAAAUGUUUUGGCAAGAAACAAUGAAUUUUCUGGAUCAAUCUCCUUCAGCACUUUGUUCACAAGUUCUUCCAUCCGUUCAAUUGAUUCUUUGUCAUAUUUUGAUUCAGAGUCCACAGGAUCACGUUUCCAUGACAAGAGCAUCACACUUGGAAGCCUCUUAGGUGUUUCUAGCUUCCUAGAAUUGUCAAGAUCAACAAGGGGAAGAGAGAUGGAACCAUCAAAGGAAGACAGAAGGAAUCACAAGCUGAAACCAUGGUUGUUCUCACUCUGUACAAAGCUUACUACCGAUGCGGUUAGUCCAAACGAUGUUCCUUCUCUCGGUCAGUACCUAAUAGCAGAGAGAAGAGCUAGACGUAAUUGCAGAAGGAAUCAAUGUGCUUCCGUUGAUGGGCAUAAUGUUUUCUCUCCGGUUCAAGAGUCGAACUCACCAGCUUCAUCGAGUGAGGAUAGUGGAAGAGAAGCAAAUAGAACAUUGCGGCAGACCAAUAGAUAUGGAACACCAACAACAUCAUUCUCUUCAUUAUGGCGAUGA
Molecule: messenger RNA, 585 nt
Organism: Vicia faba (fava bean)
Lineage: Eukaryota; Viridiplantae; Streptophyta; Magnoliopsida; Fabales; Fabaceae
Source: the annotation of a GenBank genome assembly